Musca vetustissima is the source of this 793-nucleotide messenger RNA. It is a transcript of the gene Nacalpha, whose product is annotated as nascent polypeptide-associated complex subunit alpha. The record is from RefSeq and is a predicted model, not a curated record. NCBI's taxonomy places the organism in Eukaryota, Metazoa, Arthropoda, Insecta, Diptera, Muscidae. The transcript has 2 exons. The coding region runs from base 126 to 791 and encodes 221 amino acids. Gene Ontology annotation, biological process: protein targeting to membrane. Gene Ontology annotation, cellular component: nascent polypeptide-associated complex; cytoplasm.
UGUUGUGUCGCAGUGACAGCUGCAAUCAAAAAGCAGGUCUGCCAACCUAACAAUAAUAAAAUUCUUUUUGUCAAAUUUGUGAAUUCUUCGCGCAGGGUGAAUUUUUUUCGCAGUCCAGCCUAAAAAUGCCAGAACUUACUGAAAUCAAGUCUGAUGCUCCCACUACCUCUACCGCUCCAGCUGCUGAGGCCAAGCCCGUACAGGAUGUCCGUGUAGAAGAUGAUGGCAGUGACAGCGACUCCGAGGAUACCAUUCCCGAGUUGGAGGAUGCCGGUGCUGGAGCCACCCAAUUGGGCGGUGGUGCCACCGGUUUGCCCAUUGACUUGGUCUCCAAGGCUAAGCAAUCGCGCGGCGAAAAGAAGGCCCGCAAAAUCAUGUUGAAAUUGGGCUUGAAACAAAUCCAAGGUGUCAACCGUGUCACCAUCCGCAAAUCCAAGAACAUCUUGUUCGUCAUCAACAACCCCGAUGUCUACAAGAACCCCCACAGUGAUACCUACAUUGUCUUCGGCGAAGCCAAGAUCGAAGAUUUGUCACAACAAGCCCAAGUGGCUGCCGCCGAGAAAUUCAAGGCCCCCGAAGGUGCCAGCGCUGCCGAUACCAUUGGCACCACCUCCUCGGUUGCACCCAUUGCCGAAGAAGACGAAGAGGAAGUCGAUGAGACUGGCGUUGAUGAGAAGGAUAUUGAAUUGGUUAUCAAUCAAGCCAACACCACCCGCGCUAAGGCUAUUAAGGCUCUCAAGAACAACAACAAUGAUAUAGUCAAUGCCAUUAUGGAGCUGACGAUGCUUUAAAU